This is a messenger RNA of Stereum hirsutum FP-91666 SS1, 1068 nucleotides long. RefSeq lists its product as uncharacterized. The record is from RefSeq and is a predicted model, not a curated record. The coding region runs from base 1 to 1068 and encodes 355 amino acids. Lineage: Eukaryota; Fungi; Basidiomycota; Agaricomycetes; Russulales; Stereaceae. The transcript is spliced from 13 exons.
AUGUCCUCCAGUGGAGUAAGCGCGCUCGAGACGCUGGACCAGUUACAAAUUUUGGCCUACGUCGAUGUCUCCGCAGCGGUGCUGGUGAUGUAUGACUACCUCCUGACGUUUUCAGGAGAGGUACUAUUGGUUUGGUCUUCAAAGUGGAGCGCCAUGAAAGUGCUUUUCUUUGUCAAUCGUUACACUGCUGUUGCUUACGCCGUCUUCGUUUUCAUCGGUGAGAUCUCGCCCGUGUCUUUGUUAAUCUCGAGCGAUGAACCUUCAGCAUGGAUAGAGCACGGAGUGGCAAGUCCAGCAUCACAUACAUGCGAUAUGGUCAGCCGCGGUAUCGCAGCCGUUUCUAACUCAGGCAUACUCGCUGCAGAGCUGAUCAUUCUUUCCCGAACGUGGGCGCUGUGGCAGCGGGAUAGGAGGGUAGCCGUGGGGCUCUCACUAAUCCUCGCUACAGCAUUUGUACUGAUUGUACUCUACGAGAAUAAGUUCGUUCAGUCGCUGAAGUGGGCUACAUCUACAAGUAGUCCAUCAUCUGCGUUCCAUGGGUGUAUUGUGGCAAGCGGCGAAGACACGACCUAUGUCUUGUAUGCUUGUAUAAUUGUGAUUGAGACAGUUGUUAUUGCGCUCACAAUGGCCAAAACUCCGUGGAAGCUUGGAUUCUUCGAGAAUCAGCUGUCGAAGGUGCUAUACCGGGAUGGUUUACUAUACUAUCUGUAUUUCCUCGCACUAUCCCUGGUCAACAUUAUCACCGUGUUGACUGCGCCGCCGGCAAUAUGCCAUGUUGUGUCGACGCUUCAAGGCAUGCUCCACACCAUGCUUGCCACUCGAGUGGUCAUACAUCUUCGAGAUGCAGCAUCUUCCGAUUCCGCCAAAACUCUCUAUACUUCGGAAGAGAUCGGAGGCGGUCUCCAGUUUGCCCCUCAUCAUCUCCUGAGCACUGGAAUGGAGACAUCGCUCGAUGGCCAAGAUAACGUUAGUUUGGGAGUCUUUGGGCUGAGUCCAGCUGCGCAGAGGACGGUGCUUUCCCAAGAAGACACCGGGAUCGAGAUGGUGAGCAUGAAUGCUCAUGCUUAG